CUUUCCAGCUGUUUCGCAUUGUAACUGUUGCUCGAUGCUAUGCCAAGUACAAUGGGGUGGAAUCUGUGGACUUAGCAGGCGCAUCUAUUGCGAUGGAACUUCCGAUAGUUCUGUUCAGUCUUCUAGUUGUCAUCAAGUUUGUAUGGAAGGUAGCCAAGUGUCUAAAGCAGAAGAAAUAUUCGAGGAGUCGAUCUGAGGAGGUUGGAAAGAAAUUGUGUAGAAAGUCUGAUCUGCUGCAUGUCAAGGCCCUGUUCCAUCCAAGAAGUUGUACAGAAGCUGAAAAAGCGGAAAAGACAAUGCCUUGUUGUACUAGUUGGUUCCGGAAGUUUGUUAAACCGUUCCCAGGUUUUAAAUUUCCCAUUGGCAUGCUCAUCACAACAUUCGUCUCAUGUAUUUUUAUAUACUGGACGACCAUACUACUUGCAACUGGUUCUGAUGUAAUAUCACACCAAAAUUUCCCACAAUACAUCGGGCUGCUAACGGCUGCUAACAUUUUUGCCUGCCUGAUCACUGUACUCUGUGGACUAAGAAAUGUCUACCUUGUUCUCAUGAAUUACAAGCGAGAUAUGCUGUGCCUGUACAAGGGUGACAAGAGUUUCAUCCCUGCUGUAUUGAGGAAUUGCCCACCAAACAUUUACAUGGCACAGGGAAUGAGAUUUAUUGGUAACUCAAUCGUUGGAUCAUUCUGGGGUUCAACAUUCGUGUACUUUGUGGUCUACGUGCCAGUUGCCUUGAUGCUUCUUACGUUUAGGGUCUUGGAUGACAGCGACAAACUCCAUCUACUGUGGCCCCGAUUCGAGUGGUUGAUCUACCCGGCCUGUUCAAUUUUGAUCUUUAAAGUCCAGAUGAUGCUUGUGACUAGGUUCUUCGUGCAGCCGAAACUCGAGGAAAGUGAUGAAUACGAGCCACUGGCCGUAAAUAACAGAACAGUGUACGAUAUCUUCAGUUUCUUCAUGCUGUUUCUCAAUGCAAGCAUCGGUCUUGUUCAGUACGUGAAGCGAAUCUUGUUUAGCGCAGUUUUGGCCGUUUUCCUGAUCCCUCGAAUGGAUCGAAGCCUUUACAUGCGAGGAUAUGAGGCAAUGGAUAAAUGUUACACAAACUACAUCGGUAUGAUCCUAGUCGAUGUUGCUCACAAUCAUCCAGUGAUGCGGGUAUUUUGUCAUCUGAUCAGUGAUGCAAUGGUAACGACACGCAACAGGGCAACGCCCACCACAGAAAACCCACUUUAUGCCGAUAUCCGGCCAGAGCACCAGGAUAAAAAACUGAGCAUCGCCAAGAGAAAAUGGCUUCUAGCCUUCACCCUCGUCAGAAAUCCAGAUCUACAGGAGUUACGAGUUCACCGCAAGCCUAAAAUAAAGGAUGAUAACUCAGUGUACGUGAAUGUGAAUGAGAUGGCUGUGAUGGAUGCAGAAAAUAGUUCUGGAAUCAGUGACAACAUGGUCAUGGACACCUGGGGUUGUGUUUGUCGAUGUUGCAAGAAUUAUAAAUGUACGAUCCCACCAAAUAUUACCACUAACAUUAUGGCAGGCAUCGUAUUCUUUUCCUUAGUAAUUCUCUUUUUUGGGUUUCCUUUGUUGCUCGAUAUAAUUUUAUCUUCAAUCUAGCAAGAGUGAAAGUUGUUAUGAUGAAGUCAGGAUUUUUUGUUAUGAAUUAUAGUACCAACCUGUAUGAUGUGUGGUUUUAAUUUGCUGUGGAUUUUUUGUCAAUAAAUCAAUACCGACACGGUUAUGAAAUGUAUUUGAACACAUAAAAAUCUGAUCUUAUUUGACAAUCAUAAUUGUAAAUUCUACAUUGCCACAUGUUUUUAUAUUUCCAUGGCUUUUUAAUACACCAAAAAGGCUGUG
Mya arenaria is the source of this 1844-nucleotide messenger RNA. Its product is annotated as stimulated by retinoic acid gene 6 protein-like. The record is from RefSeq and is a predicted model, not a curated record. Lineage: Eukaryota; Metazoa; Mollusca; Bivalvia; Myida; Myidae. Gene Ontology annotation, molecular function: signaling receptor activity; retinol transmembrane transporter activity. Gene Ontology annotation, biological process: vitamin A import into cell. The transcript has 13 exons. Gene Ontology annotation, cellular component: plasma membrane. Bases 93 to 1604 code for a protein of 503 amino acids.